Molecule: messenger RNA, 4259 nt
Organism: Anolis carolinensis (green anole)
Lineage: Eukaryota; Metazoa; Chordata; Lepidosauria; Squamata; Anolidae
Gene: pip5k1a
Product: phosphatidylinositol-4-phosphate 5-kinase type 1 alpha
Exons: 14
Coding region: 277-1824 (515 amino acids)
Biological process (GO): phosphatidylinositol phosphate biosynthetic process
Cellular component (GO): plasma membrane
Molecular function (GO): 1-phosphatidylinositol-4-phosphate 5-kinase activity
Source: RefSeq, a predicted model, not a curated record
CUGUCAGCGCCUGUCAUAAAGUCUGGAGAUUUCGCUUCCGGCCUCCAGAGAAUCUACUCUUUCCCAGGAACUGCAAUUCUUCUUUGUGAAUGAAACUCCUUAGUUGAUUGUGGAUCUUGUUGGGAGUUGCUUGGUUGACAAAAUACUGUUGUGAGCCUGCAUCUUUUUUCCUCGACAAGCCGGCUAAGUGUGGAAUCCCCCGGGACCCAACUUGGGUUGGAGCCAAGCAGGGAUGCCCUGGCUCGCUUUGAACCCUUUUCCCCACCCCCGGAUGAAAUGGACUCCGGAUCCCUCCUCUCUUUCCGACGACCAUCGCUUGAUACCACUUCUUCGGCCCUCAAAGGUGCCAUCCAGCUGGGGAUCACACACACGGUGGGCAGCCUGAGCACCAAGCCCGAGCGAGAUGUCCUCAUGCAAGAUUUCUACGUUGUUGAAAGCAUCUUCUUCCCCAGCGAAGGUAGCAACCUGACCCCGGCCCACCACUACAAUGACUUCCGCUUCAAGACUUAUGCCCCAGUCGCCUUCCGCUAUUUUCGUGAGCUCUUCGGGAUCCGGCCAGAUGACUACCUGUGUUCCCUCUGCAGUGAGCCCCUCAUUGAGCUCUCCAACUCCGGUGCCAGCGGCUCCAUCUUCUACGUCUCCAGUGAUGACGAAUUCAUCAUCAAAACUGUUCAGCACAAAGAGGCUGAAUUCUUACAGAAGCUACUGCCCGGUUACUACAUGAACUUGAACCAAAACCCCCGAACCCUGCUGCCUAAGUUCUAUGGCCUCUACUGCGUCCAGGCUGGGGGCAAGAACAUCCGGAUCGUGGUGAUGAACAACCUGCUUCCCCGCUCAGUCCGCAUGCACCAAAAGUACGACCUGAAGGGCUCCACUUACAAGCGACGGGCUUCGCAGAAGGAGCGCGAGAAGGUCUUCCCCACCUUCAAGGACCUGGACUUCAUGCAGGACGUCCCUGAGGGGCUGUUCCUGGACGCCGACAUGUACAGCGCCAUGUGCAAGACCCUGCAAAGGGACUGCUUGGUUUUGCAGAGCUUCAAAAUCAUGGAUUACAGCUUGCUGGUGGCCAUCCACAACCUGGACCAGGCUCAUCGGGAACAGGCCGUAGUGGACGGGGCCUCGCAAGCAGACACUCGCCGGCCGGCGGCCCAGAAAGCCUUGUACUCGACGGCCAUGGAGUCCAUUCAGGGCGAGGCGAGGAGAGGCGGCACCAUCGAGACUGAUGACCAGAUGGGAGGGAUUCCCUCACGGAACGCCAAAGGAGAGCGGCUGCUGAUCUACGUGGGGAUCAUAGACGUCCUGCAGUCAUAUAGGUUCAUUAAAAAGCUUGAGCAUUCGUGGAAAGCACUCGUUCAUGACGGGGACACGGUGUCGGUCCACAGGCCUAGCUUCUAUGCAGAACGGUUUCAGCGCUUCAUGUGCAACGUGGUGUUCAAGAAGAUCCCUUUAAAAUCGUCUCCUUCGAAAAAAAGCCGGUCGGGCGCAGCUCCCCCUCGGCGGCCAGGCCAAGCCGGACCCCCUUCCCAGGCCCAAGGCCUAUGCGAAACCAAAGUGCAGGUCACGAUGGAGGCUGAUAUUGAGCCAGGUUCCCAGCUGGGCCGCCCCGAUCUUCUCCCCCGGACUCCCCCCGUCGAGGAAGCCAACAGUGACUCUGCCGCCACCACUUUAUCCACCUCUUCUCUUGGGAGCCGGGGACACAAUUCACCAGCCAACAGGUCAGAGAAAGAAGACUUGCUCUGUUCAGACAACUUGUCCGUGGAGGUAGCUAGCUCAGCAUGCUUUCAAUGCUUCUCCAGGACCCUCCGCAACAGGACGGCCGUCUGAGCUUACAGAGCAGUUUGAAGAUUUGCCGGAGACGGAGAUCAGCUUUUGAAUGAGUGAGGACUGGCUCCUUCCCCAGACCUCCUUUUUCUUGGAUACAAGCGGAAGACUUUCUCUGCAACAAAUCCGCCACUGAAUCCCUCUCCGGCGGCUGAGACCUUAGACCUCAUCCAAUUGUGGUUUGGGGCCUGAACAGACGACAAGGCUCUGCCACGUUACACGGGGGCUCCUUUGAGACCUCCCCACCAGGGCAAAGGAAGCCUAUGCCCCAAUUGUGGGGGGGCUUCAAGAGGCCCUGAUUCGUGGCCGGAAACUCAAGGAAGCGGAGCAUUCGAGCAGAGCUCGAUUCGACGCCACAAACUGCCUCUUCAUUCCAAGUUUGCUCUGCUGGUUGGAUUUAACAGGGUGGGGGUGGGGGUUGCAAAGGUGAACAAUCUCUUUUCAUUUAAAAAAAAACAUAUUUAAACCACUUCCCCCUUUCCCCCAAAUUGCCAUAUCAAGGUAUUAUAUUUUUAUGUUAACAAUCUUAGGUCAAGGUUUUGAAGCGACGCACCAAGAAGGCCUCUCGUCUAAGGGGAAAAGGCUGCACCUUUCCAACAUGAAUUAUUUUUUAAAACAGUGUAGUUCUCAGCCUCGCCAAAAAUCACCACCUCAUCCUUUUGAGAAUGCCACCCUCUCUGUCUCUCUCUAUAUAUAUCACAGACUUGGUUGGGGUUCUAAAACUGCACCAAUAUGUGCACAGUUUUGUCAAAGACAGUUACGACGCCCUUUGAGUCUUUUACACACGGACCAAACGUUUUUUCUUCUUAGGAUAGGAAGGCUCUUCCCUUCUUUUCCAUUAUUAAAGCCUUGUAAGGCCUCCUUUUCCUUUGAAAAAAUAGCGCAGAUCCUUUCAAGUCUUUUCAGUUCUUAUUCUCUUCCUCUCCUUUCCAUCUAGUUUGGGUUUUAUUCUUUUAGUGAUGCACUUUGGUUUUUAAUUGCCACUUGUUUGGACGGCAGCGUUGUUUGUUUUUAUGCGAAGGAUGUGCAUUGUGCCGAGACAUUGUUUAAAAAUAUUUUUUCAGAAUCUAAACUUAGCUUUUUCCCCCAUGAGAGAAUGUCUAUUUCUCUCUCUUUCCUUUCUUUAUUAAAUAGGAGGAAAAAAAAUAGCAUUUUCCUCCCUUCAUAGUUUUAGACCUAUUUUUGGCCUAUGAACCCAACAAGAAGCAAAAUGUUAGUUGUAUGGUGAGACAUUCCCCCUCUUUCUCAUAACUUUCUACAUCUAGCUGAGACCCUGCCUUUCUUCUGGGAUCUAAACUUGAAGCAAAAAGGCGGUUGCUUUGGUUUAAAGAAGGUCAAAAGUGUCCCCUUGUUGACGUUUAAAUCUCUUUGAGGGUUUUACCAUCGAUGGGGUGACGCUGCUUAUUAUGGCUGGCUGUUACUGAGCAUUUCAGGCAACUUCCGAAGACAAAUCAGUGUCCAAACCUGUUGUGGACAUAAACAAUGAACUUAACGCUGAAAAUGGACAGUGAAGAACAGGGUACUCCAGGUCUAUCUUUAAAACUGGGUUAAGAAAUCAGGAACUGUGGACUGUGCCCUGGGCAUUUAUGGGUCUUUCUAUUUCUAGUUGCAGUGUUUUAGGAGAGAAACACACACUGCAUCCAAGGAAGAAACUUAGUUCUCUCCUUGUGACUUUUUCAAUAGCAGACAAUAAUUGGAGGAUACUUUCCCAACUUGAAGACACAGCCUUUCCCCUUGGUUGCCCCUCCGAUUUUACGAGAAUCAUUUAAGUAACUUGUCUAUAUUAGACACCUGCGAACUCUUCCAAAACGUCCCCACAAUUCUCUAUAUUUUUGUCCUGUGCGAAAGGGGAAAACAAAGCAAAUUAUCUCGCAGUUUGGCUUUUGGGGGUUAUAUAUAUAUUUUUUCUCGCUCACAAUGUAAACUAUUUAUGAAGUUUUAUUUAAGUGUAUUCAAGGAGGGACAUUAGCUCUUUGAAGAUGGAGGCAGGCUUUUUUCUUACAGCGGAUCAUUGUAUGCCUUGCUUUGGAAGGUUUUCAAGGAGAUGGCAAGUGGAGAUGAGUUUAUUUUGCAAAAAACAAAAACAGACUCGGGUUCAGUUGCAUAGUUCCUCAUCAAAGGAGCAACACCGGAUUUGAAUUGGGAGACCCUUUGAGUUUUCAAAGAGUUAAGGAUGGGAAUCGGAAGCAUUGCAGAGCCGGAUCCGUGGCUUGUUCUUCCGGAGAAGCAGUCGGGAGUGUGAACGUUCAUCGCAAUGUAUUGUGUCGUGGAUUUCCGUCACUUGGACUUUUGUGUUGCUGCCUCUUCUUUUCUUUUUCCCGUUUGCUGCUGGUUCGAAUGGAUGGGGAAUCCUGCUCCCUUAGAAAACAUCCGUUUUAUCGGCCUUGCCAUUUGCGGUAUGCAUCUCCGUUCAAUAAAGCUCUUUUUGGUUCUUUUUC